AUGGCAAUGCUGCUUCAUCUGGACCGAAUACCAAGGCUCCACAACAUCCUCGCCGCCGCAUUUGGCUGGAUUCUACUCGCCGGCUUUCUCGUCAUUCCAGGAACUUUCACAGCUCUCCAGAAGAGCGAAGCUUACCAGGCUGCCAAUGACAAUGAGGCCUCGCAAGUUGCAAACACCGUCGUUAAGUCUAUCGACAAUGUGCCGUUAGUCUACGUCAGUGCCUUCCUGAGUGGUAUCGGAGCGCUCGGCUGCAUUUGGCUCUGGCUUCGAUGGAGGAAGAAUUACGUGUGGCUGAUCAACCGAGUCUUUCUGCCCACGCUGAUGAGUUCAUUAGCCGGCGUCCUUUCUACCGUUGUCAAUGUCUAUUCCGCCCAGGAGGGUGUAUGGUCAGUGACGGCAAAGAUCGCCGCCAUAGUUACCGGAAGCUGCGCAGGCGUGUCUCUUGCUCUUUUCUGCCUUUACAACUUCUGGGCGCUGAAAGGAAUAAAGAAGCGGCACGAGGAGGAGUUCCCGGAAGAGCUCAAGUACCAGGACACCCAGAGGAGCGGGAAAUCUGAUAGUGCAAGCAAGCGAGCAGAGAAGCAGAAGAACCGAGAAAGCUUGGUGGAAAAGGUAAAGAGAAAGGCGCACGAACCACCGAUACAGCCAGGGAGUGUCGUUUGA
This is a messenger RNA of Cyphellophora europaea CBS 101466, 663 nucleotides long. RefSeq lists its product as uncharacterized. Bases 1 to 663 code for a protein of 220 amino acids. Lineage: Eukaryota; Fungi; Ascomycota; Eurotiomycetes; Chaetothyriales; Cyphellophoraceae. The transcript is spliced from 2 exons. The record is from RefSeq and is a predicted model, not a curated record.